Messenger RNA from Bipolaris sorokiniana ND90Pr, 1055 nucleotides. RefSeq lists its product as uncharacterized. The coding region runs from base 129 to 887 and encodes 252 amino acids. The record is from RefSeq and is a predicted model, not a curated record. The transcript has a single exon. Lineage: Eukaryota; Fungi; Ascomycota; Dothideomycetes; Pleosporales; Pleosporaceae.
UGCCAUUCCCACGUGUCAUUCUUCAUCACCAGUCUACUACCAUCUAAAUACACCUACUCUCGUUUGUUCGAACCAUCUCGAUAACCUUCGCUUAAUACCUCAACUUCAACAUAUCCGCAACCUUCACCAUGCGCUACUCUUUCUUCGCUAUAGCUACAGCCGGCGUCCUUGCCUCAGCUCAAUCCACAAUUCCUCUCGGCGAGAAGUGCACUCCCGGCGGCACUCCGUGUGCCAACGGUGCCAACUGCUAUGCUACCAACUCUAUGCUCAUCCCCCAGUGCGGAAACUUCCAGUCAUCUUGCACCAGCGAUGAUCAAUGUGCAUUUAAUACAUGCAAUGGCGGCUUCUGCAACGGCCCCAAGGCUUCUUCUUCUUCAGCACCAACCACUUCCUCAACCCCACCCACCGUCACAAGCAGCUCGACUGCGCCUGGAUGGAGUCCUGCUCCUUCACCCACGAUUGUCGCGCCCGCUGGCUCUCUUCCUCUGGGUGCUGAGUGCAAUCCCUAUGUCACCCCUAGCCAGUGCAUCGAGGGUGUGGAAUGCUGGGCCAGCAACGCCGGUUUGAUCGCGAGAUGUGGUAACUUCAACGCCGCAUGCAAGACUGAUGCGCAGUGCGCCUACAACACCUGCAACAAUGGCAUUUGCAACGGUCUUCGUGUGUCUUCGUCUGGCCUGCCUAUGGCUUCUUCCAGCCCAGUCCCGGGAACCCUGAGUGUCCAGCCUACCCAUUCUUCCGGCUCGGGUGGAAACGGUACCGUGAACCCAUCCCACACUCCCUCGCCCAUUUCGUCCGGCACCCCAGAGUUCACUGGCGCUGCAUCGGCUGAAAAAGUAGCGGGCGGCAUCUUCGCGAUUGUGUUCGGUGCUAUCGCUUUGGGUUUGUAAGGCUGUGGCGGUAACUAGUAAUGAAGUAAUGAUGGAUUGAUUGGACAGAAUAUUGUUUUUUUGCGCUCGUGCCCGUCUCUCUUUACUGUUUUCAGCGUGUACAUAUAUAUAGACUAGUAAUGCAAAUAAUCACUGUCCUUUAAAAUGAAACCAACCGUCGAUCGGUAC